AUGAGUGAUGAAUCAAGUGCUACGGGUCGUCUAACCUCUUUGGAACAUAAUUAUUUACAAGGGCCUUCGAAAAACUCUCAGUCAUUAUCAUUCGAAGCGCUUUUAGAUACUUUAAUAUGUUUAUACGAUGAAUGUUGUAACAGUACUCUGAGAAGAGAGAAAUGUGUCGCAGAAUUUGUAGAAUCAGUUAAAAGUGUUGUUACAAGAGCUAAAGAGCUGCGAUUGAGUAAAGAUGAUUUCGAAGUGUUAAAAGUUAUCGGGAAAGGUGCAUUCGGAGAAGUUGCUGUUGUUAGGAUGAAAGGUGUCGGAGAGAUAUUUGCCAUGAAAAUUCUAAAUAAAUGGGAAAUGCUCAAAAGAGCAGAAACAGCAUGCUUUAGAGAAGAAAGAGAUGUGCUCGUUUAUGGAGAUAGAAGAUGGAUUACCAAUUUACACUUCGCUUUUCAAGACGACAAGAACUUAUAUUUCGUUAUGGACUAUUAUGUUGGAGGAGAUAUGUUAACAUUGCUCUCUAAAUUUGAAGAUCACAUUCCUGAAAAGAUGGCUAGGUUCUAUAUAGCAGAAAUGGUACUGGCGAUCGAUUCAGUUCACAAUCUAGGAUAUGUUCAUCGUGAUGUUAAACCUGAUAAUGUACUGCUUGAUAUAAACGGUCACAUCCGAUUAGCUGAUUUUGGAAGUUGUUUGAAGCUUCUGCCUGAUGGGUCAGUGGCUUCGAAUGUAGCUGUAGGUACUCCUGAUUACAUUUCACCUGAAAUUUUACGUGCAAUGGAAGACGGACGAGGACAGUAUGGUAAAGAGUGUGAUUGGUGGUCUCUCGGAAUUUGCAUGUAUGAAAUGCUUUAUGGAACGACACCGUUCUAUUCUGAACGUCUCAUAGAUACGUAUGGAAAGAUUAUGAGCCAUCAGGAUAUGCUUGAUUUCCCCGAUGAUGAAAUAGAUUGGAAUGUGUCAGACGAGGCAAAAGAUUUGAUUAGAAACCUGAUAUGCCAGAGAGAUGUUCGCCUCGGACGCAACGGCUUUACCGACUUCCGUAACCAUCCGUUCUUUGUUGGUGUUGAUUGGGAAAAUCUCCGAAACUCUGAUCCACCUUAUCACCCUGAAGUUUCAAGUCCCACUGAUACUUCAAACUUUGACGUUGAGAUCUGUGAGGAUGAUUUCACACCCUGUGAAACACAACCUCCCCGUGUGACGGCGGCGUUCACUGGCCAUCAUUUGCCAUUUAUUGGAUUCACUUACACCCAUGGAAGUAUGUUGUCGGACUCGAAAAGUUUACGAGACUGCUUGUCUAUCGAAAACGUAGAAAAGAACCCAUCUGCAGGAGCCGAAGUGUAUGAGACAAGGUUGAAAGAGCUGGAACUUGAGAAAGCUGAAUUGUCUCGCAAAUGUCAAGAAGCUCAUGUGUUGGUACAGUCUAUGAGUGCGGAAACGAAAACUGAAGAAGAUAAGAAGUAUGAACAGAUCAUUGCUCAAUUGAAGGAUGAAAACCAGAUCCUCAAAACACGGCUGGCUGAUGAAGCUGCUGCUUCCCAAAGACCUAAAGAGUCUAAUACAGAAGAGUUGGAGAAGAAGAUCCGGGAGAUGAAGGAAAAAAUCCGCCAGCUCAUUCUGGAUAAAACUGAGCUUCAAAGGAAAUUAGAAGAAAACGCCGAACAAAUUUCUAUUCUGACAAGCGAAUGUCGCGAAGCUUCCAAACAUCGCGAUUUGGCUAAAGAGGAAUUUGAAGAGUUAUCAAAUGAGCUUGCCGACGAGAGAAAUAAAGUUCGGAAACAUGAGAAAGAUGUUCAAGAAAAAGAGAGAGAGAUAACUCAGUUGCAAGCUAAAGUUGAGAACUUCAAAUCUGAUCUCCGAAAGACCGAGAGUGCAAAACAAACGUUAGAAAUGGAGGUAGAAGGUUUAACUCAGGAGCUCAGCUCCGAGAAGUUGCUUAAGGAUGGAUUACAAGCAAAGUUAUCAUCGAUUGGCGAGGAAAAUCCUGGAGAGGAAGCUAAACGUCUGGGUGAAGAACUCGAAAAAUUGAAUGAACGUCAUGCCGAAAUUGUUGCUCAGGAAGAGAAGAAGAGGAAGCAACUUGUUGAGCAUUACCAGGGUCAACUUACUGAGUUACAAACACAGUACGAAGAAAAAGAGGCUGAACUUCGCACACAGAGAUCUAAGAGUGAGGAAGAGCGUGCCCAAUAUAAUUUGGCACAAGAUCAGCAUGCCAAAUCUGUUGAAUUGCAAUGUGAACGUAUCCAGAAAGCUAUGGAGGAGAGUCUCUCCCAACUUAACAUCGAGAAUGAGAACCUUCGUGCAGAAAUCGCUCGACUGAACUCACAAUUAGAAAAUUCUCCCAGAGCUUUGAGCGAGCAACAACUGUCUGAAAUUCUCAAUUGGGUCAAUGAAGAAAAGGCUACCAGAGAGGAAAUGGAGUUGCUUGCGAGAAGGAUCACAGGAGAAUUCGAAUCACUCAAAAUACAGAACGGAAGUACUCCACAAUCUGGGUAUGGUAACAUCACAACUCCCGCUUCUGGCUGGGGCUCUCGUCGUAUGACCCGAACAGCCAAAAUGGAAGUUCUCGAUAUACAGAAAUCUCUCAAAGCCGAGAUUAAAGCAAAGUUGGAAGUACAAGAUGAAUUGUCGAAGAUGAGGACUGCCUAUUAUAAUCUUAAAGCCAACUUCGAUAAUGCCAAAGACAUAAACGAGAACCUUCUCAAGGAAAUCGAUUCAGUUAGAGCUGAAAGAGAUCACAUUAGAGCAGUUCGUGAAGUUCCCGAUUCCUGUGAAUCAUGUGGAGUUGAUAAAGGAACCUUCUUCAAUAUGGUCACUGAACCUGGACGAACAUCUACGCCUCGCGACCAAGAGUCUCUCCAUAUCAGUCAUAAUAACACAGAUUAUGAAAUUUCUAAUUCCAUUAGAAGAAUGCAAGCGGGAGCUUCUUAUCCAGGUGGCGUUCCUACACCACCACCGGCUUAUGAAAACACAAGUUGCUUCGGAACCACUCAUUCUACUGGUUCCAACGUUACUUCAACACCUAGAUCUAAUCCAUCUUCGAAGGUUAUUCAAUCUUUGAAUAAUGCUUUGAAUGGGAGAGGACAUCAGUUCCAACAUGUGUUUUUACCUCAACCUACAAAGUGUGGUCAUUGCACUUCUAUCCUGGUGGGCUUGGAUCGUCAAGGUUUACAUUGUCCCGCAUGUGAGUAUGCGUGUCAUGUAAACUGCGCUUCGAAAGUUCCACCUCAGUGCCCCGUUCCUAAGGAAGCUAGACGUCCAUUGGGAAUUGAUCCCUUGAAAGGCGUUGGAACAGCUUACGAAGGUCUAGUUAAAACCCCAAGGGCUGGUGGUGUCAAGAAGGGAUGGCAGAGCACUUAUGUAGUUGUGUGUGACUUCAAGCUGUACCUUUAUGAUUGUGGCGCUGAUCGUCAAAACAAAGCAAGUGGAGUCCAACCUUUCAUUCGACAAGUCCUCGAUAUGCGGGAUCCUGACUUUGCUGUUUCUGGUGUAACCGAGGCUGAUGUCAUCCAUGCACAGAAAAAUGACUUGGGCAAGAUAUUCCGUAUAUCAACGAGUCAAAUUCAAGGAUCACUGUGCAGCGACGACAGUGGAAUGUCUAAACAGUACACAUUAUUGAUGGCUGACAAUCAGGAUGAGCGAAAGAAAUGGGUCAUUGCUUUGAGUGAGCUCAAAGGUCUUCUGAAAAGAUCGAGGCUUAUUGAUCGCAGUGCCUUUACUGUUAAAGAAGUGUUCGAUCUAUCCUCUUUACCGUCAAUUCGCUCAGUCCUAUGUGCCACAGUAAUAGACAAGUCUAAGAUUAUAGUUGGAUUUGUUGAUCAUGGGUUGUAUUGUAUUGAGCUGGACCGCGAGACAUUGGUGCCCGUUGGAGGAGAAAAAGAGAACAACAAGCGAUGUGUGGAACAAGUUGAGUAUAAUGAAUCGGAACAGCUCAUCAUGGUUAUGGUUGGUCCUUCCAAAGAAAGACACAUUCGACUAGUUCCCACCUCUGCGUUAGAUGGGAGAGAUUUGAAAUGGAUAAAGGUUCCCGAGACCAAGGGUUGUCAUCUCAUGGCUAUGGGUACCGGAGAAGGAGGCCUUAACUAUAUGGCUGUUGCCAUCAAGAAAUCUGUCAUCGUCUUUCAAAUUGAUAGAACGGAGAAGAGGCACAGAAAAUAUAGAGACUUCGCUAUGCCAGGAUUCCCUCAGUCUCUCUCUAUUCAAGGUGGCAAGCUUGUAGUAGGUUUCCCGCAUGGUUUCCGAGCUUGGCCUCUGACCGCAGAUCACAACAAUUCGAAACAAAUCUCUCUUGUGAACAUGGAGGAUCAAUCGUUACAGUUCUUGAACCAGUCUUCCUAUGAGGCUCAGCUAAUGAUUGAUGUGUCGACGAGAGUCGAAUCUUCGGAAUAUCUACUUGUGUUCAACAAGAUGGGUAUCUAUGUUGAUCAUCAGGGAAGACGAAGCAGAUCUCAGGAGCUCAUGUUCCCCUCUGUCGCUAGAUCCGGUGGAUUUGCCUACGUGGAGCCAUAUUUGUGUGUGUAUUCGGAAGCUCAAAUUGAUAUUUUCAACGUCCAAACUAUAGAAUGGGUGCAAACUAUCAACUUGAAAUCUGCGAACCCUCUCACUAGAGAUGGAAGUCUCACAGUGUGCCAAGUUAAUGACGCUCCAUACAUCGUCCUACUCCAAAAUCUUCUUAAUGCUGAAGCCCCCAUUUGUGUACCUUCCUCCACUUCGCAUGUUUCCCUAUCUGGUAGGAAAAACAAAGGAAAGAGGAAAUUCUCCGUUCGAACUCCAGGAAAAGAUGACAAUAGACCUGGAGAUCGUCUUUCAAAGCUUCCAAUUUCGGGUCCUUCUGAUUUCGUUCAUAUUGUUCAUAUGGGUCCCGGCUCAGUUGAAUUGAAAAACAUGAUCGAUUUGCCCCAAAGUGCUAAUACCUCAACAACUAGUGGCGGAGGAGGAGCAGGAGGAGUUCUUGGUCUUCUACGUAGCACUAGUAGUUCAUCCGCCUCCGCCCAUAGUGUGCGACCAUUAGGUGGAACUAAACAAGAUGUUGAGCAGAUACAAAAGGGUAGACAAGCGAGGCCCCAAAGUACGGCUAGCAAAAGCUCUGAUGGAUCAUCUUCACUUGGUCGGGACGGAACUAUGACAUCCUCAACGAGUGGAACGACGGAAAACGCGUACAUGGUACGAAAACGGAAUGGGUUUAGAAUUUCAGACAUAUGGACGCAUAAAGGAACGAGUACUGGAAAAGAUUGA
This is a messenger RNA of Auanema sp. JU1783, 5220 nucleotides long. Lineage: Eukaryota; Metazoa; Nematoda; Chromadorea; Rhabditida; Rhabditidae. The record is from the annotation of a GenBank genome assembly.